Monomorium pharaonis (pharaoh ant) is the source of this 3714-nucleotide messenger RNA. RefSeq lists its product as uncharacterized. Gene Ontology annotation, biological process: regulation of DNA-templated transcription; pattern specification process. The transcript has 13 exons. The record is from RefSeq and is a predicted model, not a curated record. Lineage: Eukaryota; Metazoa; Arthropoda; Insecta; Hymenoptera; Formicidae. The coding region runs from base 496 to 2994 and encodes 832 amino acids. Gene Ontology annotation, molecular function: sequence-specific DNA binding; DNA-binding transcription factor activity; chromatin binding. Gene Ontology annotation, cellular component: nucleus.
ACUGCUGCACUAGUGCAAUAAGUUAGAAUGAGAAAAAAUAUAUUUGUCUUAUUCUAACUUAUUGCACCAGUGCAGCAGUGCAGGAAUAAAAAACAGACCUUAUUUCAUUUCUCGGCGUAGAGUGACUUUAUAUUUGUCAGUCGUCCGUUUGAAACAAAACUGAGUCAAAUGAGCAUAAUUACAUCAAUAUUUGAAGUUUAAACUAAAUAAUUACUUCGAAAAUUAUUAUUAUUUGAUGUUAGAUCUAACAAUUACUAAAAUCUAGAAAGCACCGGCAAGACAAUUAUACCAAGAAUCAACAUUAUCAUAAAUCAAUUAAACGAGAUAUGUUAAUUUUCUUAUUACACUCUCUUCCACAAUGUUAUUCGUCGCAAUCGAUUAUUCUACUUAAAGUACUAUCAGUUUAUUCUACUUAAAGUACUAUUACUUAAAGUAGUAUCAAUAUUGAUUUUUUUAAACAUGUCACAAAAUUAUCUAUUUUGCAAAUUAUAACAAAUGUAUAGCACGAUGGAGGAUCCUACAAAAUGUGAAGAUACUGAAUCUAGCACUGCCAUUCCAACAUGUUCUCAAGUGAAUCAAUUGAGUUUUGAUAUAAAGUCUUUACCAGAUAGUAAGAAUACACAGGUACGCAUUGUCCGGGGUACCAAGAAGUUCAAAACUGACAAUGAUUCUUGCAACAUUGAGAAAAAGGAUGUAAAAGAGGAAGAAACGGCAGAAGUGAAAGUAAAAUCUCUCAAACGUUCCUGUGAAUUAUGGUCUAUGGAGGAUAAAAAUACUUUUUUUAAAGCGCUCAACGAAUAUGGUAAAGAUUUUGAUGCACUGCAAAGCUAUUUUUUGAGUCAAGGAAAGAAACGUGGGCUUUCGGAUGUUAUGAUAAAAAAUAAAGAGCAAAUUCGACAUUUUUACUACAGAACGUGGCUCAAGAUAUCAAAACAUCUUAAAUUUUCAGAAGAUGUCAAAAAAACAACCCAGGAAUUAUAUGGACUAAUAAAUUAUGGUGAACUUAGAAGAAAAUUGCCCCGCAUUCACGAGAAAGUUCAUUUAAGAUUGAAUGAAUUGGUAUAUUGGGGAUCUACACAGGUUAGACUUCGAGGAAAAACUAUGAGAAUUAAAACACCAAUAUGCAGAGCACUUAGAAAAUUAAACCAGUUAGAAGAUUGGCAAGAAGAGAUUAAAUUACCAUCUAGAAUAACAAUAGAAUUGCGACCGCGUAACAACAUGGCUUGGUGGCAAGUGCAAGCAGCAUCUAUGAAUCCUAGAGUCCGCACGCUACUACCCAUACAAAGACGCCUCUCAAGUUUAUUAAUAUUUUUGCAACAGCGAUGGCGACUCGCAAAAUAUACCACGUGCUCUACUGUGGAUCUUGUUAAUGACGUAAAAGACACUUGUUUAUUACGAGUUGCUCCCCCGGAAGGAUGUAAAAUCGCUUUACCGAUGGUUAAUCUUGGAGAAUAUCUCACUAGCAACAGCGUCAGCUUGAACUCAUACGAAAAGCGUCUCGGUUUGAAGAGCUCGAAGGAAGAUUUGUUGGGAUCCGUCCAAUACUUAAAAGGAGUAGGGAAAAAAGGCAUUAAACGAUAUAAAUCAGAUAAAAAGGUCUUAAAUCGUACUGACGAAAAUUGUACGCUGCCAGAUGUCAGUAGCGACGUGGACCUCUUGGAAACGGGAAGCAAUAUAUCCGAAAAACCUACAAUUAUAAAUAAUAUAGAGAAAUCGUCGUCGGAACAUCACUCAGAACCUAAUAGAUUUCCUGGUAGAGAAACUAUUGAAAGGAUUCGAAAGGGUUGGAAUGUCGAGGAAGCGAAUACGAUUACUGUAGGUGAUCUUUUUCUAAUGUUUGGUCGUGAAUCAAAGAUUAUACUUGAAUACUGGUGGGAGUGGCUGCCUACCGAACAAUACACAACUGAAUCAGCGUCAUCGAGUAUCAUCCGUGACAAUAGUUUAUGUUUGGUUUUACAAAAACUAUUGUCACUGGCAAAACACAAUUAUGGCACAAACAAAGUAUACGAUAACACAUCGGGAAGUAACGAAACGGUAAUCUCAUCUCGAGUCCCAUCUAUAAAGGAAUCUACUUUUAGAAGACCUCUUAUCCCACAAACAUAUCAUAAGAUUGGUACAGCUGACGCAUUUAAGACCCAACUUGAUAUGUAUCCAUCGUUCAUUAAUUUGCACGAGGAUGAAAAUGAUCAUUUACUCUUGGACAUGGAUUCUUUAAUUCCCAAACGAAGCAGUUUCCUAGCGAACCGCAGUUGCGAAGCAACCAAGAAGAAAUGUUCACUCGGUGAUGAAGUUGAGAUCGACGGCACCGGUUGGUCAGAUAAACCUAUUAGAAACUGGUGUCAAGAGGAAACAAUAAAUUGGCUUAUGUCAGCAGCGUCGUAUAUGGGUCAGCCUUACAGUUCCAUUCAGCACAGUCUCGCCGUACCCGGGAAAGAUAUCAUUACUUUUACGCGGCAGGAUUUUAUUAAUCAUGAUCCUAUUUAUGGAAGCCAAUUGUAUGAUCUUCUUCAUUCACAACGUAUAUCAAAUCUUCUGCCAUCAUUUGAUACCAUUCAAUCGCAAUCAGAAGACGAGUACACGCGAAUCAAUUCUAGCAACAUAUCCGAUGCAGAAUCAGAUAAUAGUAUCGAAAUUGCGACCAAAAGACUGCCCGGCAGACCAAGGGUACUAAAGACAAAGAAAAAUCCCGCUAGUCAAGGAAAAUUAUGGGAAUUUAUUAGAGAUUUACUUCGCAAUAGAGAAACAUGUCCAAGUUUAAUUUGCUGGGAGGACUAUUCGCAGGCCAAAUUUCGCUUUGUAAAAAGUGACGAAGUAGCAAAACGAUGGGGUUCACGAAAAGGAAAUACAAAAAUGACUUAUGAAAAGCUUAGUCGAGCUAUGAGAUACUAUUACAAAAGCAAAAUAUUUCUACCAGUACUCGGUCGAAGAUUGGUGUAUCAAUUUGGACCAAAUGCGAAAGGAUGGCAAACGGAUAAUCCGAAUUUCCGACACUGAAACAAUUGUCGAAAAAAAGCGAAUUUAUGACAUGACCAAAUACACAAAAUCAACAAAUUAUAAAACAAACAUCUUAAAAAAAACAUGCGUGUUUUUCGAUAUAGAAAAAAACAAUCGCUAUUAAUAUUCCUUUAUGUUCGUUAUAUUUAAAGCAUUGUCAAAUAGUUAUGUUUCUCAGAACCAAAGAUAACAAUAUAAUUGAUCUUCUGAAAAAAAGGAUGAAAUCUGAAGGAAAAAAACAUUGAUUUUUUUCUUUCUUGUUUUAGUUUCUAAAUAUUUUGCACAAAUACUUUGCAUUUUUACCAUAUUCUUGUAUCCUCAAGACUAAUCGUGUAAUAAUAACGGAUUUGAGAAAUAUAAUUAAAAAAUUGGAAUUAAAGAAUACUGAAAGAUGAUUACAAAAACAGACAAGUGGUUUUGGAAGAAUCGCCAAAAUAUAAUCUUUUUGAAAAAAGAAGAGGAAAGUCAUAUAAUUUUUCAAGAAACCAUUCCUUCAUUGUUAUACCAAUUAUCGUUUUGUAUAUAUUUGGUAUUUGUACAUAAAGAUAAGACGCAUAAUCAUCAUUAUUAAUAUUCUUAUGCAGCUAACGAACUUUUAAAAUUAGCUUAACAAGAAUAGGUUCAUUAUCGUUUCAUUUAUAUACACAAAACUUCAAAUGUUGUAAAACUGGUUAAAACAACAGUCCUUACAUGUAUAUAAAUAAAAUAGUUUUUCUUCUA